UGUUCCUCUGACUAGUUUCACCACAAACAAGUAGAUCCUUCUCCAGGCCAGGGUGUGGACCGAAGCAAUCCGGCCCUUCAUCAUCUCCUCCUUCCGGCAGACGCUGGAUUUUCCCAUUUCAGCAGGGAUAACGAGAGAGUGAUUUCCUGGAGACGAGAGAGAGAGAGAGGUUGUGCUGGGCAGAGGACGGACACGCCAUGGCUUACCGGUUCACAGAAGCAGAACUCGACGUGGUCAAAGAGGCCUUCACACAUUUUGACACGGACGGCGAUGGGGUGAUCACUUCGUCGGAGCUGGGAGAAGUCAUGCGCUCGCUUGAGCACGUGCUGGUCAACCUGAGGGAGACGUUCACGGACGAGAAGGUGGAGGAGAUGAUGAGACAGGUGGACGCCAACUCGGAUGGGAAAGUCACCUACGAGGAGUUUGAGAAGCUGAUGGUGGCCAGAGACCCCCGGAGCCCUGCACUCUAGGUACAGGUUAAUCUCACAUUAAAUGCACAG
Podarcis raffonei (Aeolian wall lizard) is the source of this 500-nucleotide messenger RNA. Its product is annotated as calmodulin-like. The coding region runs from base 198 to 470 and encodes 90 amino acids. Gene Ontology annotation, molecular function: calcium ion binding; enzyme regulator activity. The record is from RefSeq and is a predicted model, not a curated record. The transcript has a single exon. NCBI's taxonomy places the organism in Eukaryota, Metazoa, Chordata, Lepidosauria, Squamata, Lacertidae.